Plasmodium knowlesi strain H is the source of this 3228-nucleotide messenger RNA. RefSeq names its product oxysterol-binding protein, putative. Gene Ontology annotation, cellular component: membrane; intracellular membrane-bounded organelle; cytosol. Gene Ontology annotation, molecular function: sterol binding. Lineage: Eukaryota; Apicomplexa; Aconoidasida; Haemosporida; Plasmodiidae. The record is from RefSeq and is a predicted model, not a curated record. The coding region runs from base 1 to 3228 and encodes 1075 amino acids. The transcript has a single exon.
AUGUUGAGCGGGAAAUAUCUGAACCUGAAAUUGUUCAGCGAGAAGAAGAACUCCUUGGCGAGCACUAGCGCAGAAGGGUCCAGAGGGAGUCACAGAAGCGACGCGCAAAAUGAUGGAGGAAGCCACACGCACAGGUAUAACAGAGACAAGAGAAUAAUUCACGAGGGGUGGCUAAAUAAGUGGACAAAUAUAAUUGGAAGUUACAGACCAAGAUACUUCGUGUUGGAAAAUGGCAUACUAAGAUACUCGAUAGAUAAAUUCUCUCCAACGAAAGAGACCUUUGGUUUGUCGCAUUGCAAAAUAAAAGUGUGUCCUGAUGACCCACUGCACUUUGAAAUUGACACCACUGAGCAGGGCGUGCUCUACCUAAAGGCAGAUUUCCCAGAAGACAAGCACAAGUGGUAUAUAUCUUUUAAGAAGGCACAACUGAAUUACCUACAAGGCAGACAUAGCAGGAAGGGGUACAUGGGCAUCAACAAUUUUAAUGUAUCCACAAAUUCAGAGUUCAUAUGGAAAAUUAUAAACAACAGUAAUGAUUUAUGUAAGAGUAGAACAAUGAGCUCAGUUGGGGAGGGGAAGAAGGGUAUGGAGAGCCACGCCGGUGAGGAUGGACAGGGGGUGAAUUCUCAAAAAGGGAAGACAGAACAAACGGGCAAGUUAGACAAAACUUCAUCCUGUGUCACAUUGGACAAUGCGGAAGAAAAUAUAAAAGCACAUGGAAUGAAGAAAAUAAACCUAGACGAUGUAUUCAUUAGUUGUACCGAUUUCGAAGACAAGAGUCCAACUCUCUGUCUUAUGGAAAAUGUGGUGUCGUUAAAGGAAAUUACGAGAGACUUGAUAAAGAAUUCACAACUUAGUGAAGCGAACUCCAUUCUCAGGAAAAUGAAAUUGGAGUCCAACUACAAAUUGAACAGUGAUAAUGUAGGACCUCUUCUCUACCAAUUGUCUAACUCAAUUGAGUGCAUAGAUGUUGUCAUUGAGAAAUACAUCACCUGCACGGAUAUGCUCUUGAAGGAGGAGAACAUGCAGUUGAAGUGCAUGAACAAAUCGUUGAAAUUGUUAGCCAAGCAAAAUUAUUUUCUGGAGAAAUCACAGGACAAAAAAAGCUUUAGUGAUUUAGAAGAUAAGGUAAGAAAUCACUUGGAGAAAUUUAACUUGUACGUGAAUGAUGAAGAAAGUGAGGAGGAAGAGAAUGAAGACAUGUUUUUCGACUGCGAUGGUGAGUCACUUUGUGAGGAGGAAAAUGUACCCUCCAAUGUUCUUGGAUCUGAUGACACGAUCACCAACGAGGAGGCGCGGACGAAGAGCAUAACCGAAAGGGGACAUCCGAGGUAUGCCAACUCAGGAGGAACUUCCACCGAGCGCCAUCCCCUUGGAGAAUCACCCGAAGGGAGGAACGAAUCAGAGGAGGAGAAGGAGAAGGAAGAAGAAGAAAAAGUACCCCCCCCAGAUGGGUCACUCAUCCUCCCAUUAACACUCCAUACAAAUGAAGGAGAAACGAGCGAAAGGACAGAGGAACACUGCCAGGUGGAUGUGAACACAGAAGAGAAUGUCGUCCCGGCUGAGAGAUACACGAAUGAAACAGGCGAGACGAACGAAAGCGAUCUGCACUUAAUCCAACUGUGCACCGGAAGAAAUAUAAAGUCACUAAAUUUUAACCGAAUCGAUAUAUACACAGACAACAGAAUUAAGAGGAGGACCAAACUGCCAAGUCCACGAGCAGACAUAAAAAUUAGCAUGUGGUCCCUGUUGAAGGAUUGCAUCGGGAAGGAUCUCUCCCGCAUAGGAAUGCCUAUUUAUCUGAAUGAACCCUUCUCAUUUUUACAAAGACUGGCAGAAGAUUUCCAAUACGUGUAUCUGCUCCAGCGCGCUUCCAUGGAAGUUGAGAGUACUAGUAGACUUGCGUACGUGACGGCCUUUACGAUAUCUCCCUACGCUUCCGUCAUCGGUCGAACGUUUAAGCCAUUCAACCCUUUAUUAGGCGAAACGUAUGAAGUGACGCACAGGAAAUUCUUCUUCGUGUCGGAGCAGGUAGUCCACCACCCCCCUAUCACUGCAUACCACUGCCACAAUGAGUACAUGGAAAACUUUGCUAGCAUAACUGUGAAUGUACAAAUAUUGGGGAAGUCAGUUGAGGUCACUAUACCGGGGUCCAGUCACCUGAUCCUUAGGUACCGGAAGAGGGCAAAUUCUCCAACGAGGGGGAAAAGACACACGAACGAAUGUACAACACGCUUGGGUAGGAGUUAUUUUUUUGAUUAUGCGGAAGAUGCCAACGUGGACGAAUGUAAAGUGGGCACGUGCGCCUCGACCAAGAGGAACAGCGGGGACGCAGAUACGCACAGUGCACACUGCCCCGAUGAGGGAGGCAGUCCGCAUAAAGUCGAUCCACAGAGAAGUGACCCUUUACCUGGCACAGAAUCAACCAAGUACGACCAGGAGCAUUACACGUAUGAAAGGGCCAACAUGAUAAUUCACAACAUCAUUUUUGGGAAGUUGUGGGUCGAGCUGCAUGGAAACAUACUCAUAAGAAAUCACAACAACGGAGAUUUUUCGAUUGUCCGUUACAUUCGCAAGGGAUGGUUUGACAACGAGAUCCACAAGGUAAGAGCAGUCGUAUGUGAUCGCUACAAAAAUAUUAUUUUCUAUAUAUACGGAAAGUGGUCAGAAGAAAUUUACAUAGCUUAUGUAAAGCAUUUAAAAAAACAGGAAUACGAUUCAUACUUUUUCAAUGCCGAUGGAUCUGAAAAUGCUAACCACUUUAACAGAAAUACGUUGAAUGAGUUUAUUGGCAACGUUGACUGGCAGUUCUAUGAAAAUAAUGUGGAUCUCCUAAACGGAGUGUGUGUGUGGAAGGCCUCCAAACGGCCGAAACAUAGUGAAAUAUAUUACGGAUUUAACAAUAUGACCAUGGAAUUGAACGAAAUCACUCCCGAAUAUGAUCCAUCCAAGGGUGCACCUAUUGCCUGUACAGACAGCAGAUUCAGGCCCGAUCAGAGGAGUUACGAAAAUGGCAAUAUUGAAGUUGCUAUGAGUGAAAAACAGAGACUUGAAAACAAGCAAAGAAUGAACUCGAAGAAAUACAUGGGGAAAAACUCCUACAGGCCGAAAUGGUUUUACAAGCACAAGGAUCCCAUUUAUAAGGACAGGGAUAUGUACCUCUUCAACAAUGAGUACUGGGUCGCGAAGAAGAAGGGGCUGUUCGCGGACACGCCCGACAUAUUCUGA